CUGUUGGAAGCAAAAGCUCUUCUUAGAUGGAAAGAGAGUCUCCCAAAUCAAUCCUCUCUCCAAACAUGGACACUUGCAGUAAAAAACGAAAACCUUACCAGUCCAUGUAACUGGUUUGGAAUUUCAUGCGACAAUGCUGGAAGCAUAAUAGGAAUUAACCUUGCAAGCUCACGUAUUAGAGGUAAUCUUAGUAACUUGGAUUUCUCGUACUUCCCCAACCUCGCUUGUCUAAAUCUCAGUUCCAAUGUUCUCUCUGGUCCAAUCCCAUCCGAGCUAGGCUCACUUUCAAAACUAACCCACCUCAAUCUCUCCAUGAAUUAUCUUUCUGGUUUUCUUCCUCUUUCGUUAGCCAACCUCACUCAAAUUUCACUGCUUUAUGUGGGCAAUAACUUGAUCAGCGGCGAGCUAGACCCACGAUUAUUCUCCAACUGCAACAGGCUCCGAUUUCUUGAGCUCCACAACAACAACUUCACUGGGAUGAUUCCUUCGGAAAUUGGCCUGCUUGUUAAUCUCGUGGAGCUAGCUUUGUCUAGCAAUCAUUUCCAUGCCUUGGCUUUACAUCGAAACCAUCUUUCAGGUCCUUAUCCCUUCAUCUUUUGGUAACUUGACCGAAUUAACAAUGUUGUUUUUACACAAGAAUGAGUUUUCUGGAACCUUCCCUCAUAGUUUACUCAACUGUAAUCUUCUUGUUGAAUUGCUGCUGUUCACGAAUCGGCUUUCGGGUUUUGUACCUCAAGGAUUAGCAAACCUCACUUCUUUAAGAGAAUUGCAUUUGAGUGAAAACAACUUUUCAGGUCCCUUACCACAAGUCUGUCAAGGUGCAAAGGUUCAGCUUUUCACUGCAGCGUUCAACGACUUUACUGGUCCCAUCCCGAAGAAACUUGCGUGUACCAGCCUCGUCCGAGUACGGCUCCACAACAACCAGCUUUCGAAAUCUUUGGACCGAGACUUUGGAGUUUAUCCGAAUCUGAAUUACUGUAAGUUGAGCCACAAUAGAUUGGAAGGGUUGCUUAGCAGAAACCUGGAACAAUUAAAAGUUGCUGGUAAUAUGAUCAAAGGAGAGAUGCCUGAAGAAUUCGGCAAGUUGACUCGACUAGCGGUACUCGAUCUUUCUUCGAACCAACUUGUUGGAAAGAUACCAAAAGUAUUGGGCAGAUUAACCUCUGUACUUCCUCAACUUGAGCAAUAACCAAUUAUCACAUGUGGUGCCACUUGAGAUUGGAAAGCUCUCGAGUCUUGAGGAUCUUGAUCUUUCAGAAAACAAGCUGAAUGGGCAAAUUCCAGGACAAUGCUCGAAGCUACAUAAUUUGUGCUUGAGAAAGAGCUAUUUCAAUGGGUCAAUCCCAUUCCAGCUUGGCUAUCUAACUUUGCAGGGUUCACUUGAUCUUAGUCAAAAUUUGCUCACACAGCAGAUACUUCCCGAGCUAGCAAAGUUCACCAUGUUGGAGCAUUUAAACGUCUCACACAACAUGCUGUCAGGUUCAAUCCCCUCUUUAUUCGGUACAAUGACUGGCUUAACGUCGAUUGACUUCUCGUACAAUGACUUGGAAGGACCGGUUCCUGACAGUGGAUUCUUUCACCGUGCUUCACCUGCCGCAUUCAGCAACAACAAAAACCUAUGCGGUGAAGUCCUAGGUUUGAAGCCCUGCAGUAAUACAUCAGUGGAGAAGGAAACUCAUAAGAAAAAUCACAAUGUUCCGAUAAUCAUUGUCAGUGCUUCUUUAUCAUGGUUGAUACUUUCUUUAGCCCUGUUUAUUCUGUAUGCACUCUCCCGAAGAGCAAAAAGGAGCAGAGAGUCGAAGGAAGCUAUGGUAUCGGAGGCCAGAAAUCCACUUUCGGUUGUGAACUACGACGGGAAGAUUGUGUAUGAAGAUAUAAUCGAAGCUACCGAGAGUUUUGAUGAAAAGUAUUGUAUUGGAUCUGGUGGAAGUGGAAGAGUGUAUAAAGCAAAGUUAACACUAGGACCUAUUCUGGCCAUCAAGAAACUAUUGUGUCUGGACGGGGAACAGAUGGAGAAACUGAGAAGUUUUACCAACGAGAUCCGAGCAUUAACAGAAAUAAGCCACAAAAACAUAGUCAAGUUUUACGGAUUUUGUUGCCACGGGCCGCACAAGUUCCUGGUUUAUGAUUAUAUCGAGAGAGGAAGCCUAGCUGAUGUGCCAAGGGAUGAUAUGAAAGCCAAAUAAUUGGAGUGGAGCAAAAGGAUCAAACUUGUGAAGGAUGUAGCAAAUGGCUUGUCCUAUAUGCAUCAUGACUGCGUACAGUCAAUAAUUCAUAGACAUAUCAAGCAAGAAUGUAUUGUUGAAUGAUGAGUAGGAGGCCUGCAUUUCGGAUUUCGGCACUGCUAAGAUUCUGAACCCCAAUUCGUCUAAUGUAACAGUCCUUGCAGGCACAUUAGGAUAUGUUGCUCCAGAGUUAGCUUAUACAGUUAGCGCGACGGAAAAAUGUGAUGUCUACAGUUUUGGUGUUGUGGCCUUGGAAGUGAUGAUGGGGAAACAUCCAGCGGAGCUUGUUUCUGUUCUGAAUUCAUGUUUGGAUCAAAAGGAUGUACAACUAGUACUAGACCCUCGUAUUCGAACUCCCGCAGAUGAAGAAACCGCUCUGGAAGUUGCUUCUAUAGUGAGGCAUGCUGUGUCCUGUAUAUGUGUUGAACCAAAAUCUAGGCCCACCAUGCGAUGGGUUUCCCAAGCACUAUCAGAAGCUCGAACCAAUGUUUGAAGGAUGUUAUACAAAAUUUGCCCUUUAAAAUAAUAAAUCUCUUUCCAUGGAGUCAUUGAGAACUCGCUGACCAGUAAAUAAUGCCACCUUCUUGGAUCAUGUCGAACCGGGGUAUGGUAUUGUCCUCUUUUCCUGGUACUAGUGUUGCAAAAGAGAUUCUUAUAUGAAGAGAUCCUAGAUUAGGAUAUGCAAAAGGAAAGACGCCUCAAAGUGACAAAAUCUUGAAGGAUUGGUGAAUGUAAAAAAGGACGAUAUCAAUAUUAUACUCACUGUAAUUGUGUCACAUAACUUAAGAAAU
Molecule: messenger RNA, 3016 nt
Organism: Gossypium raimondii (Peruvian cotton)
Lineage: Eukaryota; Viridiplantae; Streptophyta; Magnoliopsida; Malvales; Malvaceae
Product: MDIS1-interacting receptor like kinase 2-like
Exons: 2
Coding region: 1440-2186 (248 amino acids)
Biological process (GO): protein phosphorylation
Molecular function (GO): protein binding; ATP binding; protein kinase activity
Source: RefSeq, a predicted model, not a curated record